Molecule: messenger RNA, 7068 nt
Organism: Arachis duranensis
Lineage: Eukaryota; Viridiplantae; Streptophyta; Magnoliopsida; Fabales; Fabaceae
Product: cysteine-tryptophan domain-containing zinc finger protein 7-like
Molecular function (GO): zinc ion binding
Source: RefSeq, a predicted model, not a curated record
UUCUCUUUUAUCAACUUGUUUUCUUCUCUCUCUCUCUUACCGUAGUAUUUAAUUUAAAUUAUACAAAUCUAAUCCCAUUUGAUUAACUAGAUUAUUCAUUUCACGUAAAUAAAUAAAAAAUUAAAAUUAAGACAGAGAGAGAAAAAAAACGCGGCUGCUGUAUUCACCAAAAACAGAGACACGGUGAGAGAGAGAGAAAGAGAGAGAGAGAGAGAGGGACAAACUCUGUGUUGAUCGAUCUCAACUCCACAAUAACGAGAUUCAAUUCAAAGUUUCUCAGAAUUCAAACACAAAACUUAUUUUUUAAUUAUUAUUAUUUUUAAUUUUCGUUUUUGUGCUUCCCUGUUCUAAUUCUCGGAGGUUGUCGCUUUAAUUCUCGUUCCGAGCUGUUUUUGAGCUUGUGAUUCUACGCGAGCUUGCGAGAUCGUGUAGAAUUUUCAUUCUUAAGCUUCUGGCUGACUGUUUUGGUGGAAGUUUUUGAGGUGGAAGAGAAGGUUGGGAUUUUAAUGGAAGGUUCUCAAUGCAGAGGUUUAAGUUUGGGGGUUUGAUUUUGGUGUAUUCUGGUUUACUUGGAUGAUUUCUGCUGGAGGUAGGGAUGCGAGAAAGGGGUUAGGUUUAGGGUUAGAGCUUGGAUUAGGAGCUGGGAGGAGAGAGAUGGUGGAGUCUGAGCUUGAAGAAGGUGAAGCAUGCUCAUAUCAGAACCAUGAAGAUUAUGACGCCACCGUUGAUCCCGAUGUUGCUCUCUCUUACAUUGAUGAAAAAAUCCAAGAUGUUCUGGGACACUUUCAGAAAGAUUUUGAAGGCGGGGUGUCUGCAGAAAAUUUGGGAGCAAAAUUUGGUGGUUAUGGAUCAUUUUUGCCAACCCAUCACCGUUCACCAGUUUGGUCUCAUCCAAGGACUCCACAAAAAGUUCACAGUCAAAAUACACCCAGAUCUCCUAAUAUUGUGCAACUUGAGAGUGGGCAAGGGGAUUCUGUACAAUUUUCAACUGGAGCUCAGUCCUCAAGAUUUGGCCCAGGUUCUGCUACCUCCUCAAGGCUGCCUGCAGUUAAGGCACCCUCUGUAGACGAUGUAACCAAUCAAGAAAAGUGCAUAUCAAUCAUUGGUACUGAGGCACUCACUUCUAAGUGUGACUCCCUAAACAUGAAUGCAACUAGCAUAGCAGACCAGAAGGUACUGAAGGUUCGAAUAAAAAUGGGGCCUGGAAAUUUGACAACACGUAAAAAUGCUGCGAUAUACAGUGGACUUGGUCUUGAUAUGUCACCAACAUCGUCAUUGGAUGACAGUCCCUCAGAAAGCGAAGGAAUUUCGCGUGGUCCUCAAGAUGCUCCCUUUGAAUCUCCUACAAGUAUCCUUCAGGUUAUGACAGUUCUCCCUAUGUUGUUGUCACCUCUUCCGAAUGAUCUCAUUGAAUUAACCGAAAAUGAAGUACAUACUCGAGAUGGUAUUCGUCGUACUUUUCUUAUGGAUGGACCAGAAGGUUCUGGCAUGCUGCUACAUGAGUCUUACAUGGCAAAAGGUGACAGAAAAUUGUCAGGUGGGAAAAAGGUGAAGUCUUUGGAGGGUCAUGAGUCCUCAGUGGAAGUCAAGGGUAGCAAUAAGAAGAAUACUCGGAAUGAUCUUGGAGCUCUUUCAACAAAGGAACAAGGUAGAAAUGCAUUGAACAUGGAGGAGUUAGUUUCACAAACCUUGAAGCUACCACUUUUAUCCCGUGAUGAUUUGGUAAAGGAUGUUGAUGGACCAUGUAAUUCAUUGAACGAAACCAAAAAAGGUAUAAUUAGGGAGAAAAUCGCUUCCGAUCUGGCAGAAAAGGAAUGGGUGGAGCCAACAUUGGAUGGAGUGAAUGGUUUUGCUGAGAGGGCAAAGGGAGGUGCAGGGAGAAAAUUUGUGGGAGGGAAGGUUUCUGAGGACAACUCAUCAUUUUAUGCACCAAAGGACAUUCCUCUUGGCGAUAAAAUUUGUGACUCAGGAAUAACUGAAUCUAAUGUCUCCAAAGUUACGACAGCAUCAAGCACUGAAUUUACUGAACCUCCUAAGAAGGCUUAUCAAAGAAACAGUCUGCGUGAACAAGACAGUAUAACAUUACCUGUUGUGAAAGAACAUCCAUUCCCUGUGGGAAAGAAGAAGUCAAAGGGAAGUAAUAGCACUGUGGCUAUAGAGAAGGAGAAAGAAAACUUGAAGACUGGAUCCCCAUUGGUUACUAAACUGAAAAAGAGUUCUGAAGAUAGUUCAGCAUCAAAAAGUGAAACUGAAGAUGUCAGAGUACAGAAGGGUCUUUUAAAGCCUAGAGAUACUUAUAAAGAUUUCUUUGGGGAAUUGGAAGAAGAGGACAGAAUGGAUUCAACGGAAACCCCUAAGGAGGCUAAACUGAAGGACUCUGAGGUGGUUCAGAGGAGCAUGUCUACAAUCAAUUGUGGAGCAAAGGAGAGAUCAGCUGAUAAGAAAGUUGAUAAACCAUUAACAGCUGAAGUGUACCCCAAAAUGGCCACAAAUAUCUGGUACACCGGAAAUGGACAUGAUACUGAUGCUGAGAAUGAGAAUGUGAAAGGAGUUUCUGUCAUGAUGGCUCCUGUUGAUACAGAAGAUCAUUGGGUACUAUGUGACAGGUGUCACAAAUGGCGUCUUCUUCCUGUUGGCACAAAUCCUGAUAGCCUACCUGAAAAGUGGCUCUGUAGUAUGCUUGAUUGGCUGCCUGACAUGAAUCGCUGUAGUUUUACUGAGGAUGAAACCACAAAAGCUGUGAUUGCAUUAUACCAAGUGCCUCCUCCUGAUGGUAAAAGCAACCUGCAAAAUGUCUCUGGGAGUGUUAUGGUCGGAGGUACUGUGGCAACUGUUCAGCAUCCUGAUCAACACCAGCCAAAUAAUGAUCUUAAUGGCAUGCCUGUGGGGAAGAAAAAAGUUGUGAAGGAUUCAUCAAAUUAUGAAAAUAAAGAUGGCUUUUCUCAAUUGUCAUCUUCUAUAAAGAAAAAUUUGCCAUCAUCAGUGAGAAGUAGGAGCUUAAAUGAAGUGCACAAAUCUCCUGUUGUCAGUGAGGCUGAUGUUCCAGGGGAGAAACACAAAAAUAAGCAGAAGUUGGAGAACAAUUCUGAUGGAGGUGAUACAAAGAAUAUGAAAGUGAAAAGCCGGAGGGAUCCUGAUCAAGAUUGUUCUAGGCCAACCAAGAAAGUUAAGACUGACAAGAUACGUUCUACUGAUGAAGAAUGGAUUGCUGGACAGAGUGGGACUACUAGGAAGGUGAGCCAUGGCUCUAAUAGCAGCUUUCCAAUUCCUUCAGGGGAUUUAGGGAACUGUGAUGCUGUUGACAGUGUUAAAAAGAGGAAACUGAAGGAGUAUCAGGAUGCUCAAACAUGUAGUACAGGGAAUCCCCACCUUCAGGGGAGCAGAUUUUCUGCACAGGAGUUCAGUGAUUCAAGGAAGGAAAAGAAGACAAGAAAUUCAAAAUCUGAAGGAAGAGAAUCAAGUAGCAGUAAAGGCAGUGUUCGAACUGACAAAAGAGUUGGUCAUAUGAAAAACCAUAAAUUCAGGCAAAAUCCUGGGAGUUCACAUGUGAGCUUGGAUGUAAUGGACAGUUUAAAAAGGGACGUGGGAUCAGUGCAGGCUUCUGUAGCCACCACUUCCAGUUCUUCUAAGGUUUCUGGCUCACAUAAAACCAAAGCCAGCUUGCAGGAAGUGAAAGGCUCACCUGUGGAAUCAGUUUCUUCAUCGCCUAUGAGAGUUUUAUAUACAGAUAAAUUUCCAACCAGGGAAGUUGCGGUGAAAGAUGAGUCUCAUGAUACUGCCGUUGUGGAUAGUCCAAGAAGAUUCUCAGAUGCUGAAGAGGGUGGAAGUGAUCGAUCUGGAGCAGCUAGGAAGGACAAAUCUUUCACAAUGGUCCAUAAGUCUGAUUUUCAGCAUAAGGGUGUUAAUCAUACAUCAGUUGCUAAACCUAAAGCUCAAAUAACUGGCCAUCAUACCAAUAGUGGUGUGGGCACUGUUUCUCAAGAUGGUACUUAUCCUAUUAAAGAGCAGAUCAAGAAUCAAUGUGAAGACAGGACUGAUAGAUAUUGUGCUAAUGUGUCUAGAAUCCUGAAGAACAAUGCUGAAUCAGAUGUGAAGGGCAACAAGGAGAGCUGUAAGUCAGAAAAUCCUGCAGAAACUGUCAAGAAUACUAGUACUCCUAUUCAGCCACUAGACAAGUCUCCUUUAUCCGAGGCAAAACAAAAUGAUGGCAAAGUUAAGUCGCAAGAGAGGUCUGGGUUCAAGCCUGAUCAAAGUGAGAAUAUACAUGCUGGCAAGAAAGAUCUUUCAGGGAAAAGUGAGAGUAGCAAAAAAGAGAGUCAUUUCAAUAAGGGGAUCGACUUUCAAGAAGUUGGUACAGAUGCCGUAAACAAAAAGGAGGCACUAAAUACUCCAAGUCAGUUGCCAGACUGUCAUGCUGAAACAUCUUCAAAGAGGCCUCUUUCCGAAAGAACAGAUAAAGAAGUAAUUGGAAAAGGGAAGUCUUUGUCAUUGUUGCCCUCUGGAGGAGCUCAAGUUGAGCCAUCAAGUAAUUGCCCACGACCAGUUGUUGGUUUCCUUAAAGGAAAUGGAGAUGUGAAAGUUGAGCCUUCCAAAGUUGAUGAUGCAUCUAAGUUGCAGAAAAAGCAAAUAAAAAAAUCUGAUAAUCAAAAUGGAACUCAGCAAAUUGGUUCAAGAAAUCCUGUACCUAAUGGACACAGAUCUAAGGAGCUUGAUGCCCCUAGUCCAAUUAGAAGGGAUACUCAUGCUGCUACCAAUGCUUUGAAAGAAGCUAAAGAUCUUAAGCAUUUGGCUGAUCGUCUUAAGAAUGCUGGAUCCACACUGGAGGGCACUAGUCUCUACUUCCAGGCAGCCCUCAAGUUUCUUCUUGGAGCCUCUCUGUUAGAAUCUGGCAACAAUGACCAUGCUAAACACAGUGAUGUAAUCCAAUCACUUCAAAUAUAUAGCAGCACAGCAAAAUUAUGCGAGUUUUGUGCCCAUGAAUAUGAGAAAUCAAAAGAUAUGGCUUCAGCUGCUUUGGCCUACAAGUGCAUGGAGGUGGCAUACAUGAGGGUUAUAUAUUCUUCACACAGUAGUGCAAGCAGAGAUCGACAUGAGCUCCAGACAGCUCUACAAAUGGUUCCUUUAGGUGAGUCUCCUUCAUCAUCUGCCUCUGAUGUUGACAAUGUUAACAACACUACAGCAGCCGAUAAGGUUGCCUUAUCCAAGAGUGUAAAUUCGCCCCAAGUUGCUGGGAACCAUGUUAUUGCUGCACGAAAUCGUCCAAAUUUUGUGCGGCUGCUCAACUUUGCUCAGGAUGUUAAUUUUGCCAUGGAAGCCUCUAGGAAAUCAUGGAAUGCUUUUGCAGCUGCUAAUUCUAGUCCAGGCAUGGACAAGAAAGCAGGAGGUAUCUGCUCUAUUAAGAAGGCUCUUGAUUUUAGCUUUCAAGAUGUGGAGGGUUUGCUACGUUUGGUACGGAUUGCCGUGGAAGCCAACAAUCGUUGAGGGUCAAGUUAAUUAUGAAAUUGUGGGCCAUGACAAGUGCGUUUCUUGAUCAUGUUUAGAACCUUCACUGUGCAGAGAUCAUCUAAAACCCAAUUAUGAUGGGGAAAGGCUAUGUUGAAUCUCAAAGCAUUCUUGCCAACUCGUGAAGCCAGUGUUGUUUAUAGAUCUGUUGCCAUACACAGUGAAAGGGAAGUGUCAAUUUACGGUCAGGGGAAUUUAGCUGCUUUUUGUCGUGUUCAAGAAUGGAAGCUUUGGUAAACCCUGAGAUACUGUGGUGGCUUUGGGAUUCAGAAGUCGGGUGCUGUAAAGCCGAUCUUUAGAUGCUUUGAUGUGUCAAAUGAUGCUACAUAUAGGCAGACGUGGCAAUUUGAAAUUAGUUGCCUUCGUUUGUUCUGUUCUCAUUCUGGAGGAAUUCUUAUUUCUUCAAUAUGUAAAUAUGUAAAGUUAUAAGUGCUGGAGAGAGAUUUAUGGGUUCUUCGAUUAACUGUGAUUAUCCUUCUACUGUUGGGAACUGCACUUUAUCCUCUUUGUCCAGUAUCUCUACAGGAAUUAAAGUCAAACAGAGUCUGACUAAAGUUAUCUUGUACAAAUUUGGGAUUAGUCAUAGAACUAUAUUGUUUACUCUUCUUGUUGAUAUAGAACAAGCAGAAAAUAGAAAAGGUGCGAUGUACAGCAAGAAUUUUCAGCAGGUGAUGUGUUCUCAAUGGUUUCCAUGAGAGAACCAGAACCAGGAGGGUCUAGUAAUGUGCAAGAGCCCAAGAGAGUAAGGAAGCUGUUAGGGUAGACUCGAGACUACCAUCAUGUACUCAUAACAAUCACCUACAACACACCUUAUCCCAUAUGGUAGUCUCGAGUCCGCCCUGGCAGCUUCCUUACUCUCUUGGGCUCCUACACAGUACUGGACCCUCCUGUUUCUGGUUCUCUCAUGGGCUCUUUUGGCUGUGUUCGCAUCAGUUUGUCAACUUAUACAAGUGCUUCUGAUCAUGUGAAAUUAUUUUGUUGUAAGUAAGUGGAUGUCAAGGCUCUCUGACUCUUGAUUGCAUUUCAUCUCUCCUUUCUUCACUUGAAUAAAUAUUAGAGGAUCAAGUUAGGCAUUGUGCAAGCUGGUUGCUGCCUUUUGCAGAAUCUGACAGGUUAAGCAACUGAUGCAAACUUCAGAUGAAGCUACAAUUUAGUUGGCCAACUCUGUAACUGUCCGAAAGCUACCUUAGUGCAGAAUUUUCCUCCCUUGUAAUCUACACAGAAUAAAUGAGAGUAGCAACCAGCAAGUGUAGGGCACUUGCACUCCCUUCCCUCCCUCCUCUGUUGGAAGGGCCUGGGACAGUUUCGGGCAUUCAAUAUUGAAUUUUGACACUACCAGAUUGCCUGCUCUGAUUUUUAAUGUACAGAGCUAGCUAUAAUAAUAUUCUUUGCCCGUUUGGUUCGCCUUGUCUGAUCAAAAUGAGAAGAGAGUCAAAUAUUGGGGAGUGUAAGAUAUCUACAACUUCCCCAUAAUUAUUGUAUAUUCUAGUGAGCAGAUAGUGUGACAAAAUAUUGUCUUAAUUUGUAUCAAGUUUAUUUGGAAAUAAAGUUUAAUUUUACUUUCAA